GAAUUUAAUUUAAUUUGAUACGUUAUUUUCAGUUUUUAGUUGAAUCCAAGCAAAUUUAAUGGUAUAUUUUGUUUAAGACUGUUUUGGGACCAAAAUCCUGUUGAAAAGGAAGUAAGAGAAAAAUGAAAAAGCACAAAGACUCGCACACUGCUCACUUGUAAGCUUGAAAUAGGCAAACCAUACAUGCUGCGCCAUGAAAGAAGCAUUUGGUAUCAUUAUUAAAAUUGUCACUAUUAUUUCUAUCAACCGUGGCAUAUAUAAACUUGUAUUUAUUUUUAAAGGUAUUCAGCAUGGAAUAUUUAAUUGCCUUUUCAAUGUACGUACAUGUAUUUAAAUAAAUGUUUCAAAUUGUCAGAAAUCUGUUUUCAGUUGUCUGUUCUGCAGCAAAGGAUGAGCUCGUGUUGAAAAAAAAAGUUUAAUUGAAUUGCAUAAACCUAAACAUAAUGACUGUCAUAGGAAUCCAAUAUGAAAUUUGAAGAACAUUCUCCAGGACACAGAAUACCAAACAUCCUGAUCCUCCAUCAUUUAAAUGCAUACUUUUAUUUGCAUCUUUAUGGCAUCAGAAUGAAACAGUAUCCAUUGCAAAACAAACAUGAAAUGUCCUUGAAAGAUCCUUGACAAUUCAAGACAAAUACUUUAUUACCUGUUUUAUUUAUUUAUUCAUUCUCAUGGAAAAAGAAAAUUUAUUUAAACUUUAUAUUUUAUUUCCAGUAAAACAUUGUAUGAUAAAGUCACAAUUAAAUCAAACAUCCUUGAAGAUAAUCAUUCGGAUCAGUCAUCGUCAUUCUUCAUCAAUGAAGAGGAGGCCUGAAUUUUCAUCUUCCUAAAUCGGCACAAAAUUAAUGCACUUCAAUCAGCGAAUACGACACAUCUCGCACAGGACUGCUUGACCCAGUUACAUUCCUUUAAUCAUCAAACUAUUGAAUUCAUCAAACAGAGAAUCGUGUAACGACGGAAGGGACAGAAGGAAGCUCGCCAAUCGAUCCACGCUAACGCUAUAUAUAUUCCCCUUAAAUUUCAUUUAUGCAAUAAGCUCAACAGACACGUAUCAAAUUUCCAGGAACGAUUCAUAAAACUGUCAAGAAUAAUUUCAAGCUACAUGUCUGUUUUGCAUUCUCCAUUUCACAUCGCUUUCCCAUCUGUUUUACGCUAUACUGGCUAUGCAAAUACCUUACUUAUCGCUGGCAGAUGAAACGGAUAAGCAUUGUUGUUUUCUAAUUCAUAGCUGACUAAAAAUAUUUGGAAACAGUCUAUAUUAUCAAGGUUUAUCUAACUUCAGCGAUUAUAUGAUGCUUUUGUAAAAUAUUAAGAAAGUAAAAGGUCUAUUUAUAGGAUUGAACUUAUAGAGCUUAUAUUAUUAGGAUAAUAGGGUGUAGAGCCCAUGUAUAGUAUUGAGUUUACAUAGCACAGAGUUUAGGUAUAGUGUUGAGCUUCCCCAUAUUAUAGCGUUAAACAUAAUGGGAUAAUUAAACAAAGAAAAGGGAACUGUAAUUGGAAAUAGUAUUACUAUUAUAAUAGUAAUUAGUAAUUAGUAAUACCAUUGUUAGUUAACAAUGUAAACUAUGGUACUUUUACCACCUUCAUUUCUUACCACUGUGUUAAUAGUACAAUAGUUAUAAUUAGAAACAUUUAACGCAUCGUUAUACGAUUUUAGUAUUUUAUUUGUUACGUAACGGUAGGUCGAAAAUAGUAAUAGGUUAGUUACGGGUGAUAAAAAAGGUAGACGUUCGGUUUUCAAUGGAAGAAAAGAAUGGUCACGUGGCAAUGGGUAUAUUGGUCACGCGUCUCAAGGUCCGCGUGAGGCCAUCAUCGACACGUGAACGUUCGUCCCAGCAACGGGAUAUUGUAUUUUAAAAUUAAUGGAAUUUCACCUGAUCGACACUGAUCGUCCUAUUAUUUCAAUUAAUUAACAGUUCCAUGCGUUUCAUAACCGACGAUCCGUUUAAUUAACACACCAUCCGGUCCUGUCGUCUUUACGCCCUCGCUGUUGCGUAACCAGCGUUACAAACAACCGAAUUUACCUCCUGUUUCAGUGAGGAACAUUUCACUAUCUUUCUAAAAAAGACUAUUGUUUAAGGAGGAUUAACAGUGAAUAGACAAUUCAUCCAUUUGCAAUUCUGUUACAAUAUUUAUUAAUAAUUAUUGUUAAUUAUUAGAGAAGUUAGAAUUAAGAAGUAGAACCUAAAAGAAGCUUUUAAAGCUGGGAAGUUUUAUAAGACUGUCUAGGAUAGAAGAAUGUGUGCUUUUAAGUAGAAAGAAAUCUCUUUCAUAUUUUCAGAAAAUAUUUGGCCAGGAAGAAAAGAGUGAUUGUCCAACUGGAUAAAUAAUAAAAGACCUAUUGUGCACAGGAUAUUUUCGUUGCGAGCUUCGCAGUUGGUUUAUAUCGAAUCGGUUUACGCGAAGAAGGAUGGGAGGGAGGGGCGUCAGUAGCCCUUUUGAACCGAUGGAGGGGGAGGGAUGCAACUCCUUGCGCAACUGGACGACUUCCUAACAGUUGCCGCGCGUACUUUGUCAAGUCCGCGUCGUUCCUCGUGGCAAACGUGUUCCAGACUGCAGUCAACACGAGACUUCAACCUGUUCAUCCAUCAAUUAAAACUUCACCUUGCUUUUGCGUCCUUCUGCUCGUCGCUUGCUAUUGCACUUUAAAAUAUAUUCUGAAGACUAUACCGUAAAGAAGAGAUAGUGGAUGAAACUUCUCCUGUUGAAGCAUGUUGACUGUGUUCAAUUAAUCCUAAAUCAAUGGAAUUUGAAGGCUAGAGAAGGAUGAGCUAAAUUGAACUAGAAUGUCAUAUCACUGACUAAUCUGAUCUGAGAAACUUGCACCCCUGUUCUGUUGAGAAUUCUCACAGAUAAAAGAAAGGAACCUGUCCAAGCGAAUAUCAUUAACAGAGAAGUGGACCAACUGGAUCAGCAGCAUAUCUGAAACUGAAGACAUCUACAAUCUUCUGUGUUUUAUCAUUUUGAAUAAGUGUAUUUAUAUCUUCAGCUCAGUUCACAAUGUAAGUCCAGUGUCUAGAACAAAUUACAGUUGCCAGUAAUUUGUGGACAAAGAAGUAAUACAAAAGAAGAAACAUUUCAUUAUACUGAGAAUUAAAGAUCAAAGGAGGUGAAAUCUUCAAAGGAUCACACUUUAAAGCAUCACUGGUGAAGAAACUCUAGAAGGAAUUCUUUUCACAAUUCCUCGAAAUGUUUCGUGUCAAAUAAAAGAUCUAGAGAAAUAAAAUCAAAAAAAGGAUAUACGAGUUGAAACUCACGUGUCUGAAGGGAGAAUUUGCAUGUUGAAUUGCAUUCAAUUGUACGCUCUUCAAGAAGAAAGGGUGAAGCAAUUUGAAAAAUGAAUGGACAGGGAAAAAGUACAAUGGAUUCGUGUUUCAACCGGUGUCCCUGUUGAUGCGAGAAGAAACUAAGGGGAAAGAUAAAAAUGUAGAAGCAGGAAGAAGUGAAGAUGGACAAUUAGAGGAAACAUGGACGCCUCUAAUGCCAUUGGCAACAAUACUCGGGAUUUCUGCGUCGCUAGAUCAAAGAACUUUGUACCUCCAGACGAUGAGCUCUGGUGCAAACCAGUAUGGGACUCGUUGCUCUGCUGGCCCCCGACCAAAGCAUCGACGACGAUCAAGCAGAGAUGCCCGUUCGAGGAUGGAUUCGAUACGACCAAAUCCGUGGAGAAGAAGUGCGGCUACAACGGUCGGUGGGAGGGCCAGAACGGUACCAGCCACGAGGACUCCCAUCACGGAUGGGCGAACUACACGACCUGUCUGAUACCGGAAAUGUUGCGGUUACAUGGAAAAGUUUACACCAACACCAUCGAGGGUAACAUGAAGAUGGAAAUAGUUGAGAAGACUCGAAUAUUGGAAUUCGUUGGUUUGAGUAUUUCUUUGGUAGCAUUGCUUGCUUCACUUGCCAUAUUCUGUCGUUUUAGAUCCUUGAGAAACACCAGAACCAGGAUACACAAGAACCUUUUUGUAGCCAUGGUUGUCCAGGUUCUCAUCAGAUUAACAGUGUACAUAGACAUUGAAAUCCAAAGGAAGAAGACAUAUGGUAUUCAGCGAGGCAUAGGAAAUACACCUGUGCUGUGCGAGGCUAGCUAUGUUUUGCUGGAGUAUGCAAAAACUUCAAUGUUCAUGUGGAUGUUUAUAGAGGGCUUGUUCCUACACAACAUGGUCACUGUUGCAGUGACGGUGUUCCAAGAGACGUCUUACUACAGGAUGUACAGAUUCAUUGGCUGGGGAUGUCCUGUUGUGAUGACCUUAAUCUGGGCCAUCAUUACUGCAUUUUAUUAUCAUCCAAAGUCCAGAUUUUCCAGAUGUUGGUCAGGUUAUAAUUUGUCUUCCUACUUUUGGAUCCUUGAAGGACCCAGGUUUGCAGUUAUAUUGCUCAAUUUUCUGUUCCUACUGAACAUUGUAAGGGUACUCGUGGUGAAGCUUCGACAGAGCCACACCAGUGAAAUAGAACAAGUCCUAAAAGCUGUGAGAGCAGCUGUGGUACUUCUACCACUAUUGGGCAUCACCAACGUGCUCUGCAUGAUAGACGCACCCCUGCACAAUGUGAAGAAAUUUGCAGUAUGGUCUUAUUCCACAUACUUUCUGCAGUCUUUUCAAGGCCUGUUUAUUGCAACACUCUAUUGCUUCCUAAAUGGCGAGGUGAGACUCGCUCUGGACAAAACCAUAUCCGUCUACCUUUCUUUAAGAGGAACUGACCUGCAACCUAGAAGACAGUCGACUUUUAGUGGCUGCCAACCCCAAAGAGUAGCAUCAGUGAUUGAAAUGGAAGAGGAGGAGAUGAGACCAAGCGGUUGGAUAAGACUGUGCUGUCGAGGUGGAAACACUCCACCACCGGACCGACCUGCUGAAACAGCGGUCUGACUGUGGAGCGUCUCAGGAAUCCUCGACACUGGCCAAAAACUUCAGAAUUAUUCCACUUGGACUGUAAACUUGUCUGAAGGAUGAAGCAGCACCUGGAUCAACCUGAACCAUUGUGAAUCAAGCUUCUGUCUAGAAAUUUAAUUGAUGUGGACUAAUUUGGACUGUGAUUUUUCAUGCAUUUUUAUUUACUGAAAGGGAUAAAUGGAUUUGGUGGUUGAAAGGUUAUUAAUGUCAUUGAAAUUAUAGAUUGAAUGGAAUCUUAUGAAUGAUGAAAUAAUUGAUGAUCAUUCAGAGUUUCAGGUUGUUGAAGUAAGCGAAGAAUCCAAAUGCUGGUUUAUGUAUGAAAAAUGAAACAGCUUGAAAUGAAAUUAAAUGAUUGGAGUCACUUGAGAGAAGAAUAUUAAUGAUUUGGAAUGAGAAUUGUGAAAUGGAAUGGGUGAGUGGAAAGUUUGAUGAUAUUUAGAAUGAAAUUAAUUGAUGACUUAGAAGUAAAGAAAUUUUUUGUGAAAUGUAUUGUUCGAGGUAGAUAUUAAUGUGAUAUUUAAUGGAAAUAAGGUAUCUGUAAUGUAUCAGAUUUCUAAUUAAAUAGAAGGUGCAUAAGAAUGUGAACUAGGCUGUGAACUGAUGAAUAAAAGUUUUGUAUGGAGUAAUGAAAGUGGUUGAUGAAUAAACACUGAUAAUCAUUCAGAUUUAAAGUGAAGUAACUAAAUAAAUAAAAGAUUGAUGAUGAAUGAGAAUCCAAGGAUUUUGAAACAAAACAUUAUGUUCAUUAGUUAAAAUAAGUUAUAAUGUUUGAAGAAUAAUUCAAGUAACGUUACAUUUUUUUAGAGGGACUGCUGUAUGAAAAUGUUUAUAUAGAUUUAACUGGAUGUGUAUAAUUGCUGUUUAUAUGCUUUUAAUGAUCUCUGUAAUUUGUGGUUACGAAGACUAUUGUAAAAUAUCAGUUUUUUUAACUACAUACAUUUCAAAACUAAUUUAACAACGUUUUGAAUUAGUUUUACCUAAUGAAUGAAAAUUUUUCUUCAAACAUAAGGGCAACAUUUUUAAUAUGUACAACAUUUCUAAUAUUGAAUGAUACUAGAAUUGACAGUUUCAUCACAACUAGCUGCAAAAUUAUAGAUAGAAUAAAUCUAUUUGUAUGCUUUUUUGCAAGAUGAAAGAUAAUUAGUCAUAAGGUUAGCCAAUUAGCAAAUGCAUCAGUGCUUCAACAACUUUGUAGCUGUGCGUUUUUUUAAGAUAUAAAUAAAUAAUUGUGACACCGAUUGUGUCUGGUUGCAUCAACCCUUGAGGUUAGAUUUCAUUUUGUAAAAUUAAAAUUCAUUGAAGAAAGUGUUUAAAUAAUUUUCUAAAUAAAAAUGGAGUUCCUUAAAAACAAA
This is a messenger RNA of Osmia lignaria (orchard mason bee), 6238 nucleotides long. The record is from RefSeq and is a predicted model, not a curated record. NCBI's taxonomy places the organism in Eukaryota, Metazoa, Arthropoda, Insecta, Hymenoptera, Megachilidae.